Messenger RNA from Striga hermonthica, 633 nucleotides. NCBI's taxonomy places the organism in Eukaryota, Viridiplantae, Streptophyta, Magnoliopsida, Lamiales, Orobanchaceae. The record is from the annotation of a GenBank genome assembly.
AUGGAGCAACAAGGAAACAAACAGAUCCCCUACGGCAGCAUCCACUCGUACCAGCCGCCGAGCCAGAUGGCUGGGCCCACGCCCGCCGGGCCGGGCCAGGCCCAGAUGGCGUACCAGCACAUCCACAACCAGCAGCAACAGCAGCUCCAACAGCAGCUUCAGUCCUUCUGGGCGGCCCAAUACGAGGAGAUCGACCAGGUGGCCGAUUUCAAGAACCACAGCCUUCCCCUCGCCCGGAUCAAGAAGAUCAUGAAGGCCGACGAGGACGUGCGCAUGAUCUCGGCCGAGGCCCCCGUCAUCUUUGCCCGUGCGUGCGAGAUGUUCAUCCUCGAGCUGACCCUACGCUCGUGGAGCAACACGGAGGAGAACAAGCGGCGAACCCUUCAGAAGAAUGACAUAGCAGCUGCAAUCACGAGAACCGACAUAUUCGACUUCUUAGUGGAUAUAGUGCCGAGGGAGGAUUUGAAGGAAGAAGUGCUCGGCUCCCCGCCGGUAGGGAGAGUCGGGACUGAGGGGGUGCCGUAUUAUUACAUGGCGGGGCAGCAGGCAGCCGGGUCGGGGGUUUACGGGUAUCACGUGGAUCAUCAACAGAUGUGGGGUCAUCAACAGCAGCCGCAGCCGGAGGAUUCCUGA